Molecule: messenger RNA, 1833 nt
Organism: Aspergillus pseudoviridinutans
Lineage: Eukaryota; Fungi; Ascomycota; Eurotiomycetes; Eurotiales; Aspergillaceae
Exons: 1
Coding region: 1-1833 (610 amino acids)
Source: RefSeq, a predicted model, not a curated record
AUGUCCUCGGUAUUUGGAAGCCAGCCCUCACGCUUCAGUCCUCCCCAAUCAGCACAACCGUACAGAUCGUUAUUCGGAGGCCCAAGUAGCCAAGAUGUGGCUGAUCUGGAACUGUACCCCGAGACACAAGAGAGCGGAGAUCGCUUGGAUCAGCAUGAUUCAGACGUUGACAUGGAAGAGGUUCCGUUGACUGAAAACGAUCACUCAGAUGACGAGACGUAUGUCGAAAGUGAGGACGACGGUUCUGUGUCCGACGAUGAGGCGAGCAAUGAUGGGGAUUCGCACAAAUUAUCGAAGAAGAAGGCCGCAAUAGUGGCUCCGCCUAGCAAGCAACACCCUGACAGUCCGCCGUCAUCGCCCUCAUACAGACCUAAUAGGUUCCGUGGGCCUGAGUCUACGUGGAGAAAGCUUACGUUUGAAGACCGGCAGAAUGCACAGGCACUAGAGGAACUCAGAGCUAGAGACCUUGCCGCUCAUCUCUACAAUGCUUUUGCCUUACGGGUUAGGGCACGUGAGAUUGCACGGCAAGCGUUAGAGAGUGAUAAGCAGCUGGACGAAACGGAAGCUUUUGUCCCUUCGAAACGUUGGACAGCGUGGCCUGUACCGGCGACGGAAGUCCCUCGUGCAGGAGAGCAUCUUCGAAGACAAAUUGAUGAUGAAUGGACAUUGAGAAUGCCGCCGGAUCCUCGGCCCAGCGCGGAGCUGGAAGAGUCAAUUAUAGCAAUCAUGCUCAAGACUGCCAAGGAUCGGUUUCAGGCGAGAGACUGGACGACUAAAGGCGUCGGUUCAACUUCAAAGCGGAGGGCACGAUCUAUGUCCAGAACGAACGACGAAACCACCGGUAGAGAGAGUGAACGGGAAAGUGACGUCGACUCUACGGAUGCCAUCGAACUUCGUCCGGUAGUCCAAGCCGAUGAUGACAAAUCUCGACGACAGCUACGACCUCUUACGCGGAACAUACUUACCCGAUUCGACCAGCUAUUGAUGGGUCUGCACCAUGCUCGCAAAGGUGGAGUGGCGGGAGACGAUAGCUCUGCCAGUGAAUGGCAAAGUGACACGGAGAGUGUCGCUUCGAAUGCAUCUCAUUCCAGGAAAAGGCGCAAGGGCGAGAAGGGCGAGAAGGGAGAAAGGAGUCAGUCAAGAGGGCGCAAACGAACUCGCAGAUCCUCCAUGCGGGCCACAUCCACGACAGGCCGAUCUCGCAGCGUACUUGCGUCGAGCGCACGCACUGCCUCUCGUUCUCGUGGAAGGUCCUUUGAUAGUGAUCGCAGGCGAUCAGCCAGUCGCAUUCGUCGGGGACUUCGCGACUGGAGCGAAGUGUUAGGUAUUGCUUCCAUGAUAGGCCUGCCGCAUGCUGCGGUUAUGAGAACCGCUCGCAGAUGUGCGGCUCUUUUCAGCGAGGAUAUGGAAUUCCAGACCUUCAGGGAGGGUCAGCUACGGCAUUCGAAGGAGGGAUAUGUCAACAAAUGGGAGUAUGUCGAGGACGAGCCCGAUGAGCCAGAGCCAGAACCACAAAUUGAGUCUUCCCCUCCUAGUCGAGCUCAGUCUCGAAAAGCGCGCUCCCGUGCAGCGUCUACAGUUGGCUCAACUUCUCGUCCCGUGAGUCCAACAUCGGAGGCAGCUGGAAGCACGCCACGACUCAAAGGCAAAGGGCAGCAUCGCAAGCAGGACAUAGUGUGUCCCAUCAAGUCAUGUCCCCGCCAUAUCGAUGGUUUCACUCGGACAUGGAAUCUCAACUUGCAUAUGAAGCGAAUGCAUGCCGGAUACCGGUCCAGAAGCGCCAGUGUCAAGUCUUCAACCGCCAGGUCCCGCGCUCCGUCAGUGAGCGGUUAG